Hippocampus zosterae (dwarf seahorse) is the source of this 567-nucleotide messenger RNA. RefSeq names its product MORN repeat-containing protein 5-like. Lineage: Eukaryota; Metazoa; Chordata; Actinopteri; Syngnathiformes; Syngnathidae. The record is from RefSeq and is a predicted model, not a curated record.
AUGAAUCUGACAAAGAGCCGGUACGAGGGGGAGUACCGGGACGGCUGGUUCGACGGAAGGGCACGUUACUACUCGGAUACGCAUUACUACGUGGGGGAGUUUGUCAAAGGCGAGUUCCAUGGCGAGGGCACGUUGGUUUUUCCGACCGGUGCGUAUAAAGGCAAGUGGAACCGAGGAAAGAUGGUCGAGGGGCAGUACGUGUUCAACGACAGUCUGAAGUACGAGUUCAACGACUGGAAAUUUUGCGUGCCUGAGAACCGGUCCUACUAUGAGGAGCUAGUGAAGGGCAUCAAGGCAACCGGCUCCACGCAGAUGACCAGCAACGAGGCCGGCCCCAACUGCAUCCCGGAAGGCACCUACGACGUGGGCGAGGGUUACUACGAGCUAAAGAGCAUCAUCUACAAGAUCAACGGAGAGAUCCUCCGCACCCCUUCGGAAGAGGAGGUGACGCAGAUCAUGGCCAAGUGGUACAACCCCCGGCAGCUGGACAUCACGGGGGCAGACGACACCGUGAUUAACAAGAUGAUCGCCAGCAACAAGGCUAGGGACCUCAAGGAGCGGCUCUAG